This is a messenger RNA of Ricinus communis (castor bean), 1689 nucleotides long. RefSeq names its product E3 ubiquitin ligase PQT3-like. The record is from RefSeq and is a predicted model, not a curated record. The transcript is spliced from 2 exons. Bases 1 to 1689 code for a protein of 562 amino acids. Gene Ontology annotation, biological process: ubiquitin-dependent protein catabolic process; mRNA processing; protein ubiquitination. Gene Ontology annotation, cellular component: nucleus. NCBI's taxonomy places the organism in Eukaryota, Viridiplantae, Streptophyta, Magnoliopsida, Malpighiales, Euphorbiaceae. Gene Ontology annotation, molecular function: ubiquitin protein ligase activity; zinc ion binding.
AUGGGAAUAUAUUACAAAUUUGCGAGUGCUAAAGAUUUUAGUGUGAUCCCAAUUGAUGGUUCUGCUGUCUCUGUUGCCGCAUUCAAACGAGCAAUCUUUGAAUCCAAAUAUAAAUCUAAAAAGAAGUCUGAUUCUAAUGGAUUGUGUUUGGAUACUGAUUUAGAUUUUAUAGUCGUUAAUGCUCAAACUAAUGAACAAUACGAUGAUGAUUCAAUGUUAAUUGCUAAUCAUAGUAGCCUGUUGCUUCGCCGUGUUCCUGGAACUCGGCGUCGCAAACCCAUUGAUACUAGCACUAUAGUGUUUCUUGAACAGCAGAUACCCAUGAGUUCUUUAUCCAGGAAUACCACUGCAGCUAAUGGUACCCAUUCUGUUUCUGGGUCAUCAUCUACAAGUACUGUAACUUCAGAAUCUAGUCAAGACUCUGGAUUUUAUUCUUAUGAUCAGACAAUUCCUGGGCUUGAUGAGGAUAGCAAGAUUAAGGCUUUAGUCAAUACUCCAGCCCUUGGCUGUCAGUUUUCGAGUUAUAGAAGAAUGGGUGCUGGAAUAUUAGAGAAGAAAACACCUCCGGAGGGCUAUUUUUGUCGCAGAUGUCAUGUUCCAGGCCAUUUUAUACAACACUGCCCAACUAAUUCUUAUCCUAAUUAUGAUUUCAAAAGAAAGAAGACUGCGUUUGCAGCUGCUUUUUUACAACAAAAUGAGGCUGCUUUUGAUAAGCAAUUUGAAUGCCUAACUUCAAAGAGAUCACAAGGGUCUUCAAGCGAUGUUCCACCAGAACUCCUCUGCACUUUGUGCAAGCAAGUGAUGAAAGAUGCUUCAUUGACUAGCAAAUGCUGUUUCAAUAGCUUUUGUGAUAGGUGUAUUAGGGAUCAUUUGAUAAACUCUAAGUUGAAAUGUGUAUGCGGAGCAACACAAGUACUUACAGAUUCUCUUAUUCCUAACAUCACACUUAGAGGUACGAUUAACCGAAUUUUGGAGGUCGGUGUUCAUGGUAAAAGUAGCAGUGCUGAAAAUUCAACAUCCAAGGUAUCUUCAACUGUACUGUCCGCUGCUGAAUUAUCUGUGAAAGAUCAGAUAUCAUCACUUGAUUAUGCAGAAGAUACGGGAAAUAAGAGGAAGCCUGUUGAUGCUCCAAACUCUAUCGCUAAGAAAGCCAGAACUGCAAUCGGGUCAAUGGAAUUGGAGGAGGUAACAUCACAAGGAAGUGUGCAAGCAGCAGCAGGAGUGCAUCAGAAGACGGUCGCAGUCGAGGAAGUGGCGCAGGAAAAUGCGGUUGCGGUGAAGAAGAAAGUGCAGCAAAAGAUGGUUUCUGGUGAGAAAGGAAAGAAAAAGAAAGACAGGAGAAGUAGUGAAGAUGUUGAAGUUGGAAGCUAUAUGAUUCCAGAUGCGUUCUGUGCAUAUAAUCCAUAUCCUUAUUGGGCUGGCAUGCAAGCUGGGAUGGAGGGAUUUUAUUAUGGUGGUGGCAUGCCUUAUGGCUCUUAUGGGAUGCAACUUGGAGGGCCAUCUUCUUCUCCCCUUACUGAGAAUUGGGCCCCUUCUCCAAGGGGACAUUAUGAGUUUAACUGUGAUGGUGCUGUGAAUGUGAGUAAUGGGAUGGGUAGUGUUGGAGUAAUGGCUGAACUCACUUGGAAUCUGCCAUUGCUUGUGCAGCAGAGAGCAGUGUCCUGGCAUUCCCAACCCUUCAAUCUUUGA